Molecule: messenger RNA, 1254 nt
Organism: Mesorhabditis spiculigera
Lineage: Eukaryota; Metazoa; Nematoda; Chromadorea; Rhabditida; Rhabditidae
Source: the annotation of a GenBank genome assembly
AUGCAAAGCGAACAGAUGAGCUACAGAGAAGUUACCCGUGCAAUCAAGGUAUCGAUGGGUACCCAUGGAGUAAGGGGAUUAUACCUCGGAUGGGCUCCAACCAUCCUCCGUGAUGUUCCAUUUUCCGCCAUUUACUGGUCGGUAGUGGAGCUUCUGCGAAGUCGCUUGAUCCGGUGGAGCGGACGCGAAGAAACCCACAUAUGCCUAAGCGCGACUGCAGGUGCUGUUGGUGGUAUAGUUGCUGCACUCUGUACCGGCCCAUUUGACGUUGUGAAGACUCGAAGACAGAUCUUGCUCGGGCAGGCACUUUCAACGGGGAAGGCAUCACCCCAGGCCAGUGUCAUUGAUGUAAUGCGCGAUGUGGUUUCAAAGGGCGGAUACCGUGCAUUGUGGUCAGGUUCAACUCCGCGCAUCGCUAAGGUUGCUAUGGCGUGCGCCAUCAUGCUGGGCUCCAACUACUUGCAGCGUCAUGAAGCGAAGCUCAACGAUCGCAUAGCCCAACUCACAGAAGAACUCGCGAAAGCCAGACGGGAAAUUGUGAAACUCGGCGGAAAUGUCGAUGCCCCUGCUGCUGCUCGCAAGAAGCGAUCUGCGAUCCGCAGCAUUAACGGAAGAUUUAUCCGGAGGACAAAGCAACAAGACGUAGCUCGGCGUGACGAUUCUGAAGAGGAAGAUGGCGUACCUGAUGACGAGUCCGCUAGCGUAUGUAGUAAUUCGACCGAUACCCGGAGCACCGAGUCAACAGGGCCCGCAGAGAAGAUGGCACGAACAACGUUCAAGCCCUUUUACCACCAAGGCAAAAUUGCCGACGGUGUGGAAUUAGUGGUGGCGCCGGCUGAAGGAAAGGGUGAAGGUGUGUUCACGAAGAAGGCCCUUAAAAAGGGUGAAUUCAUCGGGGAUUAUGGAGGAUUCGUCUCGCUUACAAGCGCAUCCCAGGCAAUGGAUUCUGACUAUCUCUACAUGACCACAUUUGGUCCUGAAGGUCAUCCCGUCAUCAUUGAUGCUGCUCCACCGCACGGAAAUGUUUUCGCAAAACUUAACCAUUCUUGUCGACCCAAUCUUGUUCCGAAAGAACUGCCAAAACCAGAACCAUCCGGCAUUUUUGCUGUUGGCUUCACAACUCGCCGCUACGUCGCCCCGGAAGAAGAAUUGACAGUGGAUUACACGAGAACGUGGUGGAAGGCGAGGCCGGAAAAGGUGUGCAUGUGCGAGGAGGUCAACUGCAAGUGGACGGACCCAAGGAAGGAGGAGGAC